Molecule: messenger RNA, 1575 nt
Organism: Seminavis robusta
Lineage: Eukaryota; Bacillariophyta; Bacillariophyceae; Naviculales; Naviculaceae
Source: the annotation of a GenBank genome assembly
AUGAAGCUAUCAAUCAUUGCUCUGUUCGCUCUUCCUUUUGCCAAAGCCAGUGGUGUUCUCACGUCCUCUACCCAUCGAUCAUUGGCUUCAACCAACCUUGACCAACUUGGAUCAGCCAUCUUUGGCACAACCUCAAACCUCCUGACUGGACGUGGCAAUGUCAAAUUCGGAAGCUCCGUAUUCCUGUCAUCAUCUGAUGGAAGCAACCUCCUUGUCGGGGCUAUUGAGAAUGACUUUGAUGCUGAUGGAGUCCAAGCAGUGAACUCUGGUGCAGUCUUCCUGUAUGAACUCAAUGAUCAACACGAGUGGGACUCUACUCCAACCUGGUCCCUUCAUGGUGCAGCUACUGAAGAAGUAGGAGAAUUUAUCUCUCUCAGCAAUGAUGCUUCAAUGGUGGCUGUCCGUCGCUACAACUCUGUCCCGCAUCCUGUGGAAAUCUACAACCCAUCAACUGGCAAUCUCAUACGUGUCCAGUUCUUUGACUUGGUUGGUGAUGCCUGGAUCACCAAUGGCGAACUCAAUGGCUCUGCUGCUGGAGAUCAGUUUGGCUUCAUCUUUUCUUUCUCCGGAGAUGGCAACCGCAUUGCAAUAGGGUCUCCCAACCAUGAUACUGCAGGCAACAAUGCUGGACUCGUUCAAGUCUUUGGCUACGAUGGUGCUGUCUGGUCUCAAGUUGGCCAAGAUGCCUUUGGCUUGGGUGACAAUCACCAGUUUGGAUUCGCCCUUGAUCUUUCCCAUGAUGGCACCACUCUUGUUGUCUCUGCUCCCGCCGCUUCCUCUGCUGCAGGUGAUCUUGCUGGUCAGGUUGAGACCCUCACUUACAACACAGCUUCUGAUGAGUGGGUCCGUGGCCAGUUUGCUGAGGGUGGAGUCAUUGCUGGAGACCCAUCAGAUCGAUUUGGACGCUCCAUCUCUGUCUCUUCCGAUGGAUCUCGCUUCAUUGCCUCCUCUUGGACCAACAGCCAAUCUCGAGGGAAGGUGGAGCUCUACGAAUUGCAGGAUGGCCAGUGGACUGAGAUUGCAAGUGCCACAGGAAACAAUGUCGGGGAUCGCCUUGGUUUUGGACGCUCUGGAGUCUACUUGACACCUGAUGGCACCACACUGGGUGCUGGCGAAGCUUGGACCAAUGAUCCUGCAAUUGAUCCCGCCCAGAACAACCCCUCCACAGGCCGUGUUUUGGUCUUUGAGACUCAGGUUGGAACUACUACCACUGAUGCUCCAACAACUUCCAUCCCCAGUGCAUCUCCCAGUGCAUCACCCACUGCGUCUCCCAGCGCCUCUCCCACAGCAUCACCCACAGGCAACCCCACUGCCUCUCCCACGAACACCCCCAUUUCUAGUCCUUCAAAGUCCCCUUCCCUGGCUCCCAUCACAGACAGUCCUACUGGUGGUACAGCAGAAACUGAGUCACCUUCUGCAGCCCCCAUCACAGGCUCUCCCACAACUGGUAGCCCAACAAGUGCUACUCCCACUGGUUCCAAUACUGGUAGCCCCACCGGUUCCCCUACAGGCUCGCCCACCACUUCCCCCACCGCUUCCCCUACCGGCUUGCCCACAGGGAGCCCCACCUGGUGA